This is a messenger RNA of Rhopalosiphum padi (bird cherry-oat aphid), 515 nucleotides long. Its product is annotated as E3 ubiquitin-protein ligase Mdm2-like. NCBI's taxonomy places the organism in Eukaryota, Metazoa, Arthropoda, Insecta, Hemiptera, Aphididae. The record is from RefSeq and is a predicted model, not a curated record.
AUGGAUACAAUGAGGAUACGGAUUCAAUUGACCACAUCUAAUAUAAAUCUGACACUUCCGGCUUGUUUUCGAAAAUGUCUUCAGUGUGGAGAAGAAAAUUCAAAUCCGUAUUAUCAAUUUUGUUUUAUAUGUUUUCGAUAUCGUAAGGAAUUUUUCAAAAAAAGACCAAAGCCAAAAAACAUCAAAAAAUUGAAUAAGAAAGUAAGCAAUUUAAUUAAAGAAACAAAUUUUAAGAAAUCAAAUUCAAAUAACAUGUUUCCAAAUGAAAAUAAAUCAAAUGAGGAUAAUGGGCAAAAUAAAGAUAACUUAUGCAUUAUUUGUUGUUUAAACCAAAGAAAUGGAAUAAUAAACCACGGGAAAAUUGGGCACAUUGUAACUUGUUAUUCUUGUGCUAAACACUUAUGGAGUACGUCAAAUACAUGUCCUCUUUGUAAUGUCAAAAUUAAAUGUGUAACAAAAAUGAUUGUUGAUUAAUUUUAAAUGUCUUAUAAUAUUAUGCAUAAUAUUCAUACAUA